Clarias gariepinus (North African catfish) is the source of this 1820-nucleotide messenger RNA. RefSeq names its product tripartite motif-containing protein 75-like. Bases 75 to 1514 code for a protein of 479 amino acids. The transcript is spliced from 6 exons. The record is from RefSeq and is a predicted model, not a curated record. Gene Ontology annotation, molecular function: protein binding. NCBI's taxonomy places the organism in Eukaryota, Metazoa, Chordata, Actinopteri, Siluriformes, Clariidae.
CAGAGAUUACACACACAUAGACGCGCACACAUAUAUUUCACACAGGGUGCUGUUCUUUGACUCAUCAAGACAGGAUGCGCUUCUUUAAACACAAACACAACCCCGUGCAGAGGUCUCGGCCGGGCUCUACGUCAAGCUCUGCCUCUAGCUCUGCCUCUAGCUUAACGUCUAGCUCUAAUUCUAGCUCUAAGUCUAGCUCUAAGUCUAGCUCUAACUCUAGCUCUAACUCUAGCCCUACGUCUAUCUCUCCUUCGACUUAUUCGCUGGAUGCUGAUUCAGUGGUACUUUACUGCCUCACAUGCGAUCAGCCGCUCAGCAGCCAAUGUGUGAUUAAGGGCACACACCGGGAUCAUCACCUGAAAGACCUGAAAAGCGUGGUGCACGAUCAAGUGAAAAAAUUAAACGAACUGUCCGGGAAUCUGACAUCCAGAGAAAGGAAGUUUGGUGACCUGACACCGAGGAUUGCAGCAGCAGAGCGUGAGCUGGAGGAGAUGUGCAGCAGGACACAGGAGACGCUUCAGCAGGAGUACCAUACCCUGCAGACUUUGAUCGAGCAGAAUCAGCAGCAGGCUUUUUUCAUCCUGAAUGUACAAAAGCAAACGAUCAAGCGGCAACUCCAUCAGCUGCUCGAGGACACGCAGAACUACCAGAGCAAGUCCACAGCCAUGAGUGAGGACAUAAAACAGCUUAGCAGCAGACAGGAGCAUGAAAACCCAGCCAGCCUGCUGGGAGAGAUCAACACAGUUAAAACCAGCCUGCAUACAAUAAACAAGUUUUACUCCUCUGUGGAAAAGAAGCUUAAAGUCGAUGACACAAGAAUAAAAGCUCUGGAAAACUCCGUCAAGAAAAUAGUGGAAAAAAACAAAGAGCUUCUGCCACGGCCAUGGGAAUUUUCAGAGACUAUUACGUUGGAAGAGAGUAAAGAGGAAGGAAAUCUGCAGAUCUCAGAGGACAAGACAGAGAUGUCAGUGUGCCCAUCAGACAGCCUCAGUUAUACUUCUCGGUUAUCAUGGAUUAACCAGCAAGCAUCCCAGAGCUUCAGUAAAGGCCUGCAUUACUGGGAGGUGGAUGUAGGAGGCUGUGAAAGCUGGCAAGUGGGAGUAUUGGAACAAAGCCGGGGUAAAGGCAUCCACAUUUUAGCCGUGUCCCAGGAGAGGAGUUCAUGGGUUCUGGAGUGUGAUGGUGGCGAGCUCUCUGUGCUGUACAACAACGAAUUCAGCAGGGUCAAGGAGAGCAAUGUUCAAACCCUCGGCGUCUUCCUGGAUUGUGAUAAAGGACAACUGAAGUUCUACAAUGUCAAUACAGGCUGCAUUCUGCACUCAUUUAUUGCCAAGUUCAAGCAUUCUGUUUGUCCUGUGUUCAGCAUGCGUCCACAGAAAGACAGUAUGGCACGACUGAAGAUCUGCAACCUGAUUGAUAAUGAUGACAGCACACUGGAUACAAACGCCUAUGAGACAGUGAGUGAGGAGGGUAUAGACGAGCCUUACGAGAAUUCAAAUUGGGACCUUGUUUAAAAUAAGUGUUUUAGCAGGUAUAUUUAUUUGAUGUACUGUCUAUUUAUUAAAAGUACAUUUAAGCCAUAUGAAAAAUAUUAGUGAAUCAUAUUUAUUUAUAUCAAGUACUGUAAAAAUGUCCAUGUUUUAUUAAAUAUUUCAGUGAUAGAUACAGUAUGUCUGCAUACCUAAAAGUUUGACCUAACUGAGAAGUAACAAUAACAUGUAUCACCUUUCAGAUGAAAUGCAAGCCAUUUCCUAGUGUUAAAGUGGAUGUUUCAUAUAAAGUUUUAAAUAAGCCGUUACUGCAAGUGAUCCUUGUGUAUU